Molecule: messenger RNA, 6245 nt
Organism: Onychostoma macrolepis
Lineage: Eukaryota; Metazoa; Chordata; Actinopteri; Cypriniformes; Cyprinidae
Product: gastrula zinc finger protein XlCGF8.2DB-like
Exons: 3
Coding region: 745-1722 (325 amino acids)
Source: RefSeq, a predicted model, not a curated record
AACACGUGAAGGCUAGUUUCAAUCACAUUUUGGGACACAUCUGGUUCUAAAAGGCUAAAUUAAAGUAAAUAUUCUCAACUCAAACUUAAAAUCAGUACAGAAUCAUUAAUAUGUUUAUAUACUUGUAUCAGUAAAGCAUAAAAGUAAGGAAGAUCAAAUAAGAUGAAGAUUUGCAUGAAGGUUUGUGAGAGACAGACAAGUUGCAACUACACAGCACACAACUUCUUGGUGCUUUUGAUACAGAAAAAAGCAAUAAUUUUUUAAUUGGUCACACCACAAGGUGCCUUUGCUGACACAAGGAAUGUCUAAAUAAAUAAAUCUGGAAAUAAAUAAAUGUCGACAUAAUGCAUAAUUAAAUAUACAAAAUUAUGUAAAUGUAUGAAUAAACAUGGAAAUAAAUAAUUGUGGGAAUAAAUGUUGUCAUAAAUACAUGAAUGAAUACAUUUGGGAAAAUAUAAUAAUACAUAAAUAAGGAAAUACAAUUAUAAAUAUUAUUUUCUUAUAUAUUUCACCCAGAAUAAAACUCCGAAUACCACUGACAUAUGUUGUAUUAUUCGUAUGUGUUUAAAUAUCUGCACUUUUCCUGAUUCAGAUUCAGGAAUUCGCAGCGCGUGAACAGGACUUUUAUUUUGAUAUGGUGGCGUGACGUCAUAAGGCUGCGCCGCGCUCCUGCGUCUGAGUUUCAGCUGAAGAGAGAAAAACUCCUGCUGAAGCGACUGAGAUCCACGUGACACUAUUAUAAAGAUGGCAUUUAUUAAAGACCAGAGUGAAGACAUGAAGAUUGAAGAAACAUUCAGAGACAAACAUGAGGAUACUGAGGAACAAACAGACUUGAUGGCUCCGAAAGAGAAGAGUGAAGUACUGAAUGAAAUGGAAGAUAAAGAUCAUGAUUUCAUAAAUGGAGAAAAAUCCUUUAGUUGUUCACAGACUGAAAAGACUUCCUCAAGAAAAAAGGCUCAAAAGACAGGAAGAAGUUAUUUCACCUGCCAACAGUAUGGAAAGGGUUUCAGUCAAACAGAAAGUAUUAAAAGACACAUGAGUAUUCACACCGGAGAGAAGCUAUACGCAUGCCAACAGUGUGGAAGGAGUUUCACUCAAUCUAGACACCUUGUAGUCCACAUGAGAGUUCACACAGGAGAGAAGCCUUAUGCCUGCCAACAAUGUGGAAAGCAUUUCAGUCAUAGAGUAAGUCUUAAAAGACACAUUAGAAUUCACACUGGAGAGAAGCCAUACACGUGCCAACAGUGUGGAAGGAGUUUCACUCAACAUGGACAACUUGGAGUCCACAUGAGUGUUCACACUGGAGAGAAGCUUUACAAAUGCCAACAGUGUGGAAGAAGUUUCAACCGGAAGGGAAACCUUAAAUCCCACAUGAGAAUUCACUCUGGAGAGCAGCCUUUCACAUAUGAUCAGUGUGGAAAGAGUUUUGAUCAACAUGAAAUCCUUGAAGUCCACAUGAGAACUCGUAGAGAGAAACCCUACAUAUGCCCUCAGUGUGGAAAGUGGUUUAAUCAUAAAGGACGCUUUGAAGACCACAUAAGAAUACACACUGGAGAGAAGCCUUUCACCUGCCAGCAAUGUGGAAAAUGUUUCCGUCAAAAAGGAAACCUUGACAGGCACAUGAGAGUGCACACUGGAGAGAAGCCGUUUAUAUGUGGUCAAUGCGGAAAGAGUUACAGAUAUAGCGCAGGACUUAAGUACCACAUGAGGUUUCACAUAUGAGAGGGCUGUAUUUUUUAACGUUGUCAGUGUGACAUAAGUCUAGGGCUGCAGCUAACGAUUAUUUUUAUAGUCGACUAAUCUAUCGAUUAUUUUUCAAUUAAUCUAUUUAUUUUAUUAUCAGUUGAUGAAUUUAGUUAAACUAUCAAAUGAUAAUAGUAACUUCUGCUAUUAAUCUUUUAAUAUUUUAUUCAAACUUUCUCAUAAUUAAUACUUUAAAAAAUAAAUAAUAACAACAAGAAAGACAAUAAUAACAAAAAAAGGGAGAAAAAGAAAGAAAUAAUAACAAACAAUUAAUACAAAAAGAAAAAAGAAAAGUGCAAGGAAGCAAGAAAUAAAUAACAACGAAAGAAAGGGAAUUACAGGGCAGUGAUACAAUACAAUCAAUAGAAAUGCACAUUAUGGCUGCAUUCACAGUUACUGUUUGGGACUGACAGCAGUUGCUUACAGGUGGGCUCAUUUAUUUAAAAACGGGCUGCUACAGAUAUCUGUAUGAAUGAACAGCCGAAGUCACAACCGCAUUCAGGACACUAGAGCGACAGAAUCAAAAAUGGCGUCAUAACACCGGGAAGUUUUAAUAAAAUAAAUGAGCCCAGUCGAGGCUUGUCAAAUCCAUCACACAGUUAAACAACUAACAAUGACUUUAAAUGCUUUGUUAGCGAAUGCGUAGAGUGCAUUUGGUGCUAUGCAGUUCUGAUGGUCGUAUAAUAAUAAAAUGCUAUAUUAAUGCAACUCUGUGAAGUGAUGUUGCCAAUGUUGCCAUACUAGCCUUUACCUUUGGUUCUAGAGUCUUGUUUUGUGUUAAACAUGGCAGAAAAACAGUCUUAAGUAGGGAUAACUGCAGGCUCCUGCGAUGGGCGUGGUUAAGGUGUGACGCAUCGUAUUUUCAUAAUUGACGUAAUAGAUGACGUCGACGAAUCGCUGCAGCCCUACAUGAGUCAUGUAAUAACACCAGAGAGAAGCCUUUGCUGUGCCAUCACUGUGGAAAGACUUGCAGAAACAAGACAAUCUUGAGGUUCACAGAAGCACCACUGAUGUAGUUCAAAAUAGCUGAGCAGUGGAUUUGGGCUUGGUUUACACCUGGGUUUAAAAUGUGUUUUGUUUGGUCGGAUCACAAAUAGACUGUUCCUGUAUCACUUCUGUCCCCAUUUUUUCAAGGGGAGGUUUUUUUUUAUGUUCUAUUUACUCAUUUUAUUUGAUGAUGUAAAGCACAUUGGUGUUGUAAAUGGUGCUAUAUAAAUAAUUUAAACUUGAAACUUAAAUGCAUGGGAUCUUUCAGAUCUUUCGAUCAAAUGAAUAAAAUAUGUUUGCACAAUUUACUUAUAAACGCAAGUCUAGGGCAAACCACCAAAGAGGGAAAAAUAAAAUGAAGACGACUUAGUAAGCAGUGCUGGUGAAAGUGGAAAAGAAUCAAUAAAUUGAAAAGGGGAGGAAUUAAAAAUUAUAGUGUGAUUUAAAGAGGGGUACGGUGUAAAAAAGUGUGAUUGCAUUAACAAAUGAGUUGAAACAAGCAGAUGAGAUCAAGUGUGCAAAAGUAUUUCAAGAUGGAGCAUUAAUGGUAAUAUGUAAUAGUGAAGUUACACUCCAGUGUGUGGAGUAAUAAGUGGGGUCCCAUUAAGUGUGAACAUGGGAAUAUAAUGGGAGGAAAUGUAAUGAAAGCCAAACACUUACAGAUAACUAAUGUUUUGUCACCUGAGCUCUUUCUUCUUGUCUGUCUGUCAUGUUUGUCUUAAGCCCAAGCCAUGCCAUCUCUGUUGCUGAAGACUGCAAUGGUGCUACAUUUUGAUUAUCAUCUUUUCUGUCACAUAAAACAUCUGGGCCCGAAUUCACAAAACAUUCUAUCUUUCCACUAAGAGUCCUAAAUAGCAGUAAAAGUUUUUUCUUAAAACCUAUUCACAAAGCUGCUGAGACAAACUUUUACUAAGGAAUAGAGAGAAGUCUUAAACUCAGAGUAAGGGGCGGGGUUGAGCUUGUUGCUAUGGGUGAUGUCAGUAUGCUGAUUAACUACUCACACAGUGAUUGGCUGAUAGUCUCUGUAAGAGAUUUAUUCAUGGAAAUAUUGUAAAGUGCGAUAUGAUGUCGCAUUCCAAUAAAGCUUUCAAAAUGCAGGUUAAGUCUCACUAUUUAAACAAGUAUAUGCUCAACUAAUUGUCAGCCUGUGUGCUUCUUGUAAAAAAAAAAAAAGUGUGAAUAUGCAUAUAAACAGCCUUUUAAUUAACAGAUUGGAAUAAUCAUGGCUGAUAGUAAGACAUGCAAACAUAAAAGAAAACCAAACUGGGCACAAGAACAUCUGUUACUUCUUGCCCAACUGGUUAAUGAAAACAAGCAUAUAAUCAAAGGGAAAUCUGGAGUUGGGAUAACCUCCAAAACCAACGGUGAUACCUUUUUAAAAGCUCAUUAUUGUUAAAUGUUUCUAAAAUGUUUACGUUCCAAGGCAGAUUGCCGGCAACAGCCAUUUUAGGAUAGUUUGUGGUAUGGUCUUAGUGACUUAGGAGUCCUCUUCACUACUCCUAACCUUUCACAAAUUUAGGAGCUAGUUUUAGUGCUUAAACGCUUUGUGAAAUACUCUUAGGCUGGCCGCAUACUAGAGGAUAUUAAGGCCGAUUCGCAACUUGUCGCAAGCAAAUUUUUUUGUAAUUUAUUUAUUUUUUUGUCCAGAAAUCCUCUAUUGUGUGGGGUCAUUACGAUUAUUCACUGUGAAACAGAAUGGGCGCCAGGAGAUCCAGCUGACAACGUUGAUUGUCCUCUCUUUGUUUUUCUUCUCUAGUCACGUUUGAUCUCGCGAGUGUGAAAUCGUUCCUACAAUCAUCAAGUGCGUGGUCUCGUGAUCUGGUCUAAAAAUCUAGUGUGUUGUUUCAGAGGAUUAUAAGACUAAAAAUCGGUUGAACAGUCUUCAUGUCUGUGGUCUCCCAUGGUUUUAAAAUCGUUUAAGAUUUGAAAAUCGUCUAGUAUGCAGCUAGCUUUAGAGCAAAAAUUUUGGAGUCCUAAAUUUAGGACUGACACACCCAUUAUUUUUAAGAUUUUGUCCUAAAUUGGCGAGUUAUGAGCUACUUUUAGUCUUAAGAUGUUUUGUGAAUACGUGCCCUGAUCUUACCUUUCAAUAUUCAUAUCUAAUUGUGGUCCACUGAUGAAAUGUGUGUGUAAUGCUUGGUGCAAAUUUCAAGUAUAUUAAUGUCAUUAAACUCGAUCCAAUGUAUGUGAUUUACAACUGAAUAGCUCUGCAAUGCAUUAAGAAAAAAAUAUUGCCUGAAACCAAGGUGUUCCUAUAAGUUUCUUUUAUUUUACAUUUUACACAAUAAUAAUAACAAACUAAAUAAAUAUGUUUUCUCUGAUUAUUUUAACAAUUUGGCUUAGUGCAGGAUUAUGGUAAAACUAGAAAAGUGUACUCUUCCACUUAAAACUUGAGUAACAGCUUAACCUGAACAUAAAAACAAAACAAAAUAAGUUUCUACUUAAUGGAAUAGCAGCAUUACCGCUAAACCUGAAGAAGAAGAAAAAUUGCAAGGCACUUUCAUCAAAGGAGUCCAGUUCUUAAAGUGCUUUAAUUGAAGCUGCUACAGGAGAUUUUCACUUUCAGUCAUCUAUACUAUUACUCUAACUUUGAAAUUAAGGCGAGAUUCUUUUUGAGGAAAAUCAGCAUCUCUGCCAUGUUAGAGGACAGCCGGUUCCUCUUCAUCAGUGACAUGCACUAUGUAGAAUUAUUACCUAAUUCAUCUGAUAUGCGAUUCCCUGAUCAAUCCUCUAAUAGAAACGUGAGGAAGAGGUCAGAUAAAAUAAAGGUUGAUUUUGAUGAUUUUUUAGUUCAGGGACUACAAAGGGACUGGAGUAGGGAGGUCAAGAAACAGGAGAAGAAGGAACGUCGCAGACGGGCCCAAGAGAGAGCGAGAGGACCAGAAAAUCAUCUUCAAGAUGAAGGCAAUAUUGAGACUGAUGAGAAAACAGGAAACGACAAAUAAAAGAAUAAUGAAAUUAAUAAGAGAGAUGAUUGAAUUAUGUGAUUAUUCAGAUGAACUGCAAAAGUUAACAAAUGAUUUAGAGACAGUGAAACUCUAAAACUCCUGUUAUAAAAAUAUGAGUGUUGAAAGCUAUGUAUAAAUAUAUCUUAUGUCGAAACCAUAGAUGAUUAUAAUCUUGUAGGUUUAACGGUUAUAUAAGUUGCUGCGCUUAUUUUGUAACAUAACGGUUACAAGUAAGAGGAUGCACUUUGCAUUUCCAUGCAAGGUGGAACCUUUAGCUAAACCGUGGCAUAAGAUGCUCUUAACACCUGCUAGAGGUGUUAUAUUGUGGUUUAGGUAUAUAGUUCUAUAUGUUGCUUAUGUUUGAAAAAGGUGUCAUAAUUUUUCCUAUAGUUUAAAAUAGAACUAGACACGCUUGCUAUCUAGAGAUGUUGUAAUAUUUCCUUCUGAACUUUUGACAUUACUUUUGUACAGACUCUGACAUAAAGGUCAUGUUUCCUGCCUGGGAUGGAGGAGGCAGUUACAAGCGGUGCAAGAACUAUAUAAAUGCUUGUUAGACUAUAUGUCAGG